UAGGGUUUAACGAAGGCGGCUGCAUCUUUUCUCUUCAAACAGAGUCUAUCACAAACCCUCCUUCCUGUCGAAGAACUCAACUCAGCCACCAUGGGGAAGACACGUGGUAUGGGAGCUGCACGCAAGCUGAAAUCCCAUCGCAGGAGGCAAAGGUGGGCUGACAAGUCUUACAAAAAGUCCCAUCUUGGUAAUGAAUGGAAGAAGCCCUUUGCUGGUUCUUCACAUGCCAAAGGCAUUGUCCUUGAGAAGAUAGGUAUUGAGGCGAAGCAGCCUAACUCUGCUAUUAGAAAGUGUGCUAGAGUUCAACUGAUCAAAAAUGGAAAGAAGAUUGCUGCCUUUGUUCCAAAUGAUGGUUGCUUAAACUACAUAGAGGAAAAUGAUGAGGUGUUGAUUGCUGGAUUUGGACGAAAGGGUCAUGCCGUUGGUGAUAUUCCUGGAGUCCGAUUCAAGGUUGUGAAGGUCUCUGGUGUUUCGCUUUUAGCCCUCUUCAAGGAGAAGAAGGAGAAGCCAAGAUCUUAAAUUUGGGUGAUGGAGAGGAUGUUUUCACCUACUGCCUUUUGAUAGUAGUAUGUUUAAAGAACUCGAAAUGUUGCUUUUUAUGGAUGAGGACCUUUUGUGAACAAGUAUUAAUCAAUCCUUCGGUUUUUGUAUUGAACCAGCAAAGUAAUUUUUUUGA
Messenger RNA from Rubroshorea leprosula, 676 nucleotides. The record is from the annotation of a GenBank genome assembly. Lineage: Eukaryota; Viridiplantae; Streptophyta; Magnoliopsida; Malvales; Dipterocarpaceae.